UCGUCUUGUUUAGAUCCAUGUCCGCUUGUGUAGUACUUUGAGGACUGACCGAUUUUCAAAUCAGCUUUACGUUUUGGCAGUGAAUAUUUUGUAUCAUUGAGUUGAAAAAGUUAAAUAUUUAAUUACUUUUAAAGUAUAAAAAGUACUUUAUUUCAAUGUCGAGUAGGGCUUUGAGACGUCUACAAGAGCAGCAAGGUUCGAGAGAACUGAGCAUUACACAUUUGUUGGGAAAUAACAAAACUGAAGACGACGAAUCUGGUGAUGAUGGUGACAGCGACAAGGGCACAGCAGAAGAGGAACUAUCUCAUGUUAACUUGAAUAGCUUAAGUAAAAAAACUAAGAAAAAAGCCAGAAUUAAACACUUCAAUAACCCGUUUGAGCUGUUGGAACAAGGAGAUGGAGAAAGAGAUGACAUUACUGAUGAACAAGAAGAACUUGAUCAAAAAUUGAAAAGUGCAGAUUUACCAGAAAACGGUAGCAUGAAAUCAAAGAAAAACAAGAAAAAGAAAAAAAAGAAAGGAAAAGAUAAAGAAAAUGAGGAGAAUUUGAAGAUGCCUGGGGAUGAAAUUGAAGCUAGCUUGCAAGAAGUAAACAGAAUCUUAGGAGAUCCAGGUACUGCUAGUUCUCAAAGCAGUAACAGGGAUGAAGCAUACUCAGUGAAUAUGAAACCAUUACUUCAUAUUGAUUACAGAAACCUAAAUCCUGAGACAGAACUUAAAAGAAUGUUUGGGGCACAGGUAAUUCGAGGGGAACAGCAACAGCAAAGAAAUAGAAGACACAGAAACCAUCCUUUACACCGUAGUAGUCGCCUUGUUCAGCCUAAAGACACAUGGCACAAUACUGGUGGAAUAGGUGUGUCUAUGAAAUAUCUUGGAGAGAAUGAGGGAUUCACAUUUGAACAUUCACCAGCAUAUCAGAAAAUACAACAUCAAUUUUGUGAUGCUGUUGAAUCUGGCCACCCAGAGUUAAUCAUUAGCAUAUUAAGAGAUCAUCCUUAUCACUUUGAUACACUACUGCAGAUGGCAGAGUUCCACCGAGCUAAUGAAGAUGUCCAAACAGCUGCAGAAUCAAUAGAAAAAGCAUUAUAUGGAAUGGAAUGUGUCUUUCAUCCCAUGUUCAAUUUGGCGUCAGGAAAUUGUCAUUUAAGCUACAGACGUCCAGAGAACAGGACUUUUUACCUAUGUUUGUUCAAACAUAUUUUGAACUUAGGCAGAAGAGGAUGUAACAGAACAGCAUUUGAAUUUUGUAAAGUUCUAUUGAGCAUUGAUCCAGUUGAUGACCCACUAGACUGUAUGAGCAUGAUAGACUAUUAUGCCUUGAGAUCAGAACAGUAUGAUCAUUUAGUUAGAUUAGAGGCUGAAGUUUUGACUAAAGAAUCAAUGAGGCGUGUACCUAACUUUGCUAUGUCUAUUCCCUUGGCACAUUAUCAUAUUGCCAUGCGAAAUGGGACAGAUACUACUGUUGCUGAUCUUAAGCUACAAGAUGCAUUACUUUUCUUCCCUGUGAUGUUAAUGCCUUUACUUGAUCAGUGCAGUGUGCAGCCUGAUAAAACUGUUAGUAGUCAUCCUUUCUUCAGUACAUCAGAACUGAAUGACAGCACCAGUGAACUGCAGAGAUUAGUUAUGUUGUAUGUGAAAAGAUGUGAGUCUUGCUGGAAGGAAGCUGGUGUCAUGACUUGGUUGGAAAAAAAUGUCAAAGCUGUGAUAGAAAUUGUAAAUAAAGGCACUGAUAAGAGACCAACAGAAUAUUCAAACUUGAGACAAAAGCGCUUCAAGCAUCCACCUUUGUCUUUAGUAAGGCACUACUUUCUGUCAGAGUUUCAAGGGCUGGGUGUACCUCGUCAAUUUUUGGGAACAUCUGUGCUUAGUCAUGAUCCCUACCCUCCAGCCAAUAGUAUAAUAUCAUAUACCAGACCUGUGAGACAAACAGUGGCAUCUCAGGAUAGAAGUGGAGUACUGAGAUCAUUAAUCCAAUCUCUUCUACCAACCUAUAAUCCUUAUGAACCAGCCAAUAUUGCACUUAGACGUCAAGCUAAUGCAGUUGUAGAAGGAGGUGAUGAAGAUGAGGGAGCCAGAGGGGGGACUGCCAUUCCUCAACAGAUACAACAAGGGGUGCAGGCCAUCAUGCAGGCAAUGAGACAGCUACUCAAUGAACCAUUUGCUCAUAUACAAAAUAAUGCUAAUAGAGAUGAAAAUCAGCCAGAAUUGGAUGAGAAUGAGAGGGAGUGGGAAGAAGAGGAAGAAAAUAGAUAACUUAUCUUCAUUCCCAUUUUAUUUAUUUCUAAAUUUUUAUUUAAAAACGUCUUAAAAUGUUAUUUUAAAUUGUUUAUUUAUUUUACUAUUGUUUUAAAAUUUACAAUUGUCAUAUUAUUUAGUAUGUCCAUUACUUGUUUGGAUACAAAUGUUUUAAAAAGAAAACUAUCUAAUACGAAGUAAAAUUUUGUGUGUUUGUGGUCUAAAUCAUGAGUCAAUUAGUGUACAGAAUACCAUUGCCUGCACGUAUGCCAAGAAAGUUUUCAUGUAAAUAUUCAAGCUUUUCUGAUCUUUCUGCAAUAAAUUUCGGCUUUUGGGAUACAAGUUUGUUUUAUCUGUACAAUAUUUUAAAAUAUUCAAAACUAGUCCUAUUCUACUUAUGGGUUAUCUAUUUAUGACAACAAAAUGUAAAUUUUACAAGCAUAUUUUUAAUUUAAUAGUUUGAAAAAUUUUGAUAACAAUUAGCAUGUUGAUGUUUAAUUUUAUAUGUAUGGAUGAUUCCUAAGAUAGCAGAAAUAAGUUGUGAAAGUGAAGUACAUAUAUCUGGCUCAUUUUAU
Physella acuta is the source of this 2809-nucleotide messenger RNA. Its product is annotated as ribosome quality control complex subunit TCF25. The record is from RefSeq and is a predicted model, not a curated record. Gene Ontology annotation, cellular component: RQC complex. NCBI's taxonomy places the organism in Eukaryota, Metazoa, Mollusca, Gastropoda, Physidae.